GUCCAGUCGUGUGCGCAACUCACUAACGCGCUAACGCUAUCGAUUUACCAACUAGAUCGAUAUUCAAAAUUAACAAUAGUGCAAUUGUUUAGCGAACAAUUAUGUGGAUAUUAAUGCGUUUUUUUUUUAUUGAUAUUGUCGUAUUAUAAUUUUUUCUAAUGUGAAAAUUGACUUUUGUGAUCUGAUCGAAUUUUAGUGUUAUAGUUAGCAUUUUAGAUUUGUGAAUUAGCUAGUGAUGAAAAGUGAAAGAUAUAUUUGAGCUUUUACAGCUUAAAUAGAAAUGAUUGUGAACUCUUUGUUUUAAUUUAACUACAAAUAAAACCCUAGAAAGAGACAUCAAAAGCUCCACAGUGACUCACUGAGCAGUAACAGAAAACAAACAGUAAAACUGCAAGUAUUUCGAGAGCGCACGCCAAUAAAACGAGUAUACAGAGGCACAUAAACAAAAUGGCUGCUGGACGGCACGCGACUCCGUUUAUAAAUCACAAGAUGUUUAUUUGUGUUGUUGUCUCGCUCUUGCUGCCGAUGGCGAACGAAGCUGCGCCGGGGAUGUACGGAGAUUCCCGAGGUUACCCGAGCGAAGACGGAAAAAGGUUGACGCGGGAGUACCAUUUGAGACAAGGGGCGUUGAGAGGGUUAAUUGUUAAGCCUAGUCGCCACUAUGACUUGCAGCCGGUUGAGAUUUUUCUAGGGAUUCCUUAUGCGGCACCUCCAGUCGGCAGUUUGAGGUUCAUGCCUCCAGUAAACGCGCCACCCUGGCCAGGUGUUAAGAUGGCCACUCGCUUUGCACCAGUGUGUCCUCAAGCUCUCCCCUCUAUAAAGAAGGGAGAUCCUCCCAUCUUAGAGAGGCAACACUACAUGACAAAGCUGAAAGCGUUCCUCAAGAACGAGUCGGAGGACUGUCUGUAUUUAAACAUCUACGUCCCUUACAGAGAUCAAAAGCCGAAGCGGUUUCCGGUACUGGUGUUCAUCCACGGAGACUCCUUCGAAUGGAGUUCCGGGAAUCCGUACGACGGGAGAAUAUUAGCCUCUUAUGGCAACAUCAUGGUCAUCACCAUCAACUUCAGACUUGGGAUUUUAGGUUUCAUGAAACCCAGCCUCACAGAGCAUGUGUAUGGGAACAACGGCCUCCUGGAUCAGCUCGCAGCACUGCAGUGGAUCAAAGACAACAUCCAGGAUCUCAACGGGGACCCGAACUCGGUCACCAUCAUGGGUCACGGCACUGGGGCGGCGUGCGUUAGCUUUCUGAUGUUGUCACCUAUAUCCAAUGGUCUCUUCCAUAGAGCCAUACUGAUGUCAGGAUCUGCGCUAUCAGAUUGGGCGAUGACGAAGGACCCAACCCAGUAUACACUGCAAGUCGCGCAGGGCUUAGAUUGCAAUCCCAGUUCAAAGGACAUGAUGAGUUGCCUCCAGAAGAAACCGUUGUCAGACAUACAAAACGUCCAAAUUUUGGCGCGCGAGUUCGAAACGCCACUGGGACCUACGGUGGCGGGCUCGUUCAUACCCAGCGAGCCAGCCAAGACAAUGGAGUCGUUCCCAUCUUUGCUGAGCAAGUACCAGUUAUUGAUCGGCGUGACAGAAUCCGAGAGCUACCACGACUUUGGAGCAUUAGAGCUGAACCAAGGGAUAUUGGAGAAUCAAAGAGACGACUUUAUUACCAAGUACUUAAAGAUCGUUUUCCAAGGAGCAGAGGAGGAAGCCCUAAAAGAAAUAUUGAAGCAGUAUUCUCCAUCCAAACUGGACCCACAGCGAUGGAGCGUGGAGACCAACAGAGAUGUGAUCCUGAACCUCUUCAGCGACGCGAGGACGUUGUCUCCCGUCGUCGAGUUCGCCAACUACCAGAGCAAGUCCAACAUGCAGUCCUUCUUCUACGUUUUCGGACAUAACUCUGUGAGCACAGAUUACGCACAGUUAAACAAAAGCGUGCACGGCCAGGAGCUGCCGUACGUGCUCGGAGUGCCACUGGGCGGUGCUAUCACCCACCUCCCUGCGGUGUAUACUCAGCAGGAGAAGCUACUCAGUGAAGUCGUGAUGAGGCUUUGGACCAACUUCGUUAAAAUCGGAACACCUAACACCCAGAGUGUAAACAAGUACUUCACAUCUGAUAAGGAGCAUUGGAAUCAAUACAACGUCGAAUGGCCAGAGUAUGAUGUGGAACACCAAUCGUACUUGAGGUUAGAUAUGCCUCCACUCAUCAGUAGUUUGUACAGAUCGAACUACACAAAUUUCUGGCUCGAGAGCCUACCUAAGAAGAUAAGACGGUACGUGGUCGAUCCGUUGUUUGCUUACACGCCGACGCCAUCGACUCCGAAACCUAAACCAACACACAGAAGUACAGAUAUCAUAAGAAAAAUAUGGGCUCCAAGAGUGGUAGAUACGCCUCAUUACAGUCCCACCGGGAGAGUACAGACUAAUUCUCGGUUCGACUACCAACCGAGUAUGCCAGUCGGUAGACUUCAACCUAAUCCUCCGAUCUACAAGUCAGAUACUGAUUCAAUUUACCGCCAAAUUCAAUCAAUAAAACAUUUGCCACAUCGACCACCACCGCCGAACUUAUUGGAAAAGGUUGAACUAUAUACCUCAACACAAAAGCCGAAUACUAAUUUACCUGUGAAAACGUCGAGCGCAACCAUCACCCUUGUUAUAUCGAUUGGAAUUCUGUUUCUUUUAGUGAAUAUUGGUAUUUGUUCCAUUUUGUAUUUCAAGAAGCGAAAGUCGAGACUUCGUGAGCGUACUAUGGAAAUCGGUAAUCACUCUCGCGCUGAUGUCGGCGAAAUAGAUGUCAUAGGUCAAAAAUGCUCUAAAGAUGACAAAAGCGCCUUACAGACACUAAAAAAUGGUUGCAGUGUGAUCAAAUCAAUGAGUUUUAAUAAAAUGAAAAAUAACAACAAGAAGAUUAAAAAGAAACCAGAACAAUGCAAAACUCCUAAGUCGGAUGAUUCUGGUGGCUUUCGUGAAAGAUUCCAACUAAGACGACAUUUAUCAACUAGUACUUUAGAUGCACAUACCAAAGUACGAGACUGGAUAACUAAUGAAAUGAUGCACAGAUGUUCACCUGGUAUAUUAAGAAAGUCAAACACAGAAAUAAAUAGUGAUAAACAGUUGACUGUACCCAAGCCUUUCACUAGAUCUGAAGAGCUGUUAUCUGAAUCUAAAAGAUCUAGAAAAGACAUCUUGAAUGCAAACGGGAUAAGUAAUUUGUCAUCUAAAAAUAGUGGUGUCAAAACGCACACAUCAGAAAAAACUACAUCAACGUCUGCUCUUGGCUCUCAUUCUUCAUUAAGUAGUAAUAAACGUAUAUCGAACACAAAAUAUGUUGGUAAAUCAAAUGAAUCUAUCAAAAGCAAAGGAAGUGAAAGUGUUAAAUCUAAGAAGGUCUCUGUGGCCAUAGAUGCCACCCCAGCUGCUAGAACGAAUUCAAUACUAAAGCAAGAACCAAUAGAACUUACUAAAUCUUUUGACCGUUGUGAGGAUGCACAUUCCAAUAAUGAUAGUAUGUUACAAAAGUCUAAAAUUGAUAAUGAAAUUCAGACUGAUAGUAAUUUUACUGUAACAACACAGAAUAAAAGUAAUUCCGAUAAUAUGACUUAUAAAAAUGUUGUAACUUUGUCUGUAGAACAAGGCAAACCCCUUAAAAUAUCUCAUAAACAUUCCACGUCUGAUCCUGUAACCAAUGUUAAUUAUGAAAAAAUAAUAAAAGAUAACACAGAAAGUGGUGCACACCAUAUUAAUAUUCUACCACCAGUGACAUUUAGAAACGAUAUUAAUGUUACUUCACGUGAUGAAAAUCGAAAAGAAGAACCUCUAACAGCGGAGGAAGCUCUAAUGACUAUCAAAAAGAGAAAUUUUCCAAAAGUACUUCCUGAUUUGCCGAAAAGUCAAAAAAGAUUAUCCUUGCAACCGAAUUCUUUAAAUUCGUUCAGACAUUUUUCAGGCAGUACUGAAAGUCAUUCUGAUCGAUUUAAAGUACCACCACAACCACCGCCCCGAACUACAACUUUAGAUCGUCGUCUUGCAUACAAAAACUCAAAACCCCUUACAUCCUUUGGAAGUUCAGCAUCUAAAAGUAUAGCAGAAGAGCUUUUACACAAAAAUUAUGAGAACAUAGAUUCCUUAUCACCUAACACGACCCAAUCUUUGAAUAGAUCACUGGAGAUACAACCAAAUAAAAUUUAUUCUGAAUCAACUAAGACAGUAUUUGGAAAAGAGAGAGAAUAUCCAAAAGUAAUCAUUACUUCUAGCGACAUUUCUGAUACAGAACCAAAAAUAAUUAUAAAACCUUCCCCCAGUCAAACUGAGAUUCCUGCUAAUACUCCAAGAGUUACACUUCCCGAUGACUUUCAUUCACAAACAGGUUCAAUCACAUCAUUUUCGUCAUUCUACUCUGAUGAUGAUGACGAAAUCGAUGACAUUCUUGACGAAAUUGGUGAAGAUAAACUUAUCCAAGAACUGGUUGGUGGUGUUGAAUCGCCAACAGAACAGAUGUUAGAUUCAAAAGGACCUGAAACAGCAUUUGAAAGAAAAUUAGAAAUUGUACCUGUCAAAAUAAACCCUGGUCUCAUAGUUCCCAAAAACAAAGAAGACUAUAUUUGUAUAACAGAUUUACAUUUACCAGACGUUAGUGAUUUAGAGAAAACUGCACAAAUUAAACCCAAUUUCAGUCUCAAUAAACUACAAAAUCGUACUGAAAGUAUACACAGACCACCAGAGAGAGCUGUAAAAGUUAAACAGAAAAGGAGUAAUUCCAUACUUAGCAGAGGCUUAAAAGGUAAUAGAAAAAGAAGCAGUAGGACUAGCGGUAAUAGUACAUUAGAGCAUUCGAAUUCUGGGUCUUCAAAUGACACAGAAACUAGUACAGGUACUGUUAAAAUGGUAGAAAUAAAGAAAAAUAGUUGAAUGCUUUGAAACAAUUUCUGAUAUAGAACUAUUCAGUAAGUGUGGGGGUGAACGCGUCAUUGUAUUUUAAUGGAAAAUAUUUAAAUGAUACUCAAAUAAAAUAGUACCUAUUACUACUACCUAAAAAUACAAUUGGUAACCUACAUAAAUAAAACCAAGUUUCGACGGGUUAUAUGCACUGAAUUAAUUUAUUUACUAGUGGCCCGCCCUCGCUUUGCUUCGGUGUAGAGCUGAAGUGUAGACUAUUUAUAUAGAUUUUGUUCAAAGGCUUGUAUUAUACACAAUGACUUUCUUCAUAAUAAUGAAUAAACCUUCCAUUCCAAGUAAAAAAAUCUGUUUAAAAGUUCUGUAAAAAAGUCCGUGACAGCCUUUGUCCAUAUUUUAAGUUUGACUCUAUAAACCUUUUUCUUCAAAUUAACGGAGGUGAAACGCAGUGGACAUCUAGUUGUGACAUAACUGUAAUAGUUAGAAAUAUGGUAUCGGGGAUUUUUUUGUAGAUAUACUCUAUAAAACUUUAGUACAUCACUUUGCUCUAUUGUUAAUGACUUCCGCAGCGAACGCGAUAUAAGGUUAUUUUUUGGUAUUUUUUACACACGUUGGGUUACAUUAUCGAAGUUUUCAAACAAACCCUAACUUUUUGAAAAUACACUAUAGCCUAUAUUAAUCAGUGAUAAUGUAGCAUUGAAAUGGUGAAAGAAAUUUUAAAAUCGUUCCAGUACUUUUUGAGCCAAUUCAUUACAAACAUACUUACAUAGAAAUCUUUCCUCUUUAUAAUAUUAGUAUAGUUUGGCGUUUCGCAUCCUUUGCAGGAAUGUGUCCUCAAAAUAAUUAAAGAAUAAAUACUUGUUUUAUUUAAUGAGUGAUGUGCGUGAAAACCUAAGAAACAAACAUGGUGACCUAAAUGUUAGGUUAGAUUACCAAUUGUAUUUUUUGAGGAUCAAAUAUCAAUUUUUUUGAUCCUCAGAAAAAUUUUAUCAUUGAAGUACGAGCCUGUUUCAAAAAUUACGCUUUCAAACUUUUCUACAACGAUAUAAUUCUUAUCGUCUAGUAUUAUCACUAAGUUAUUUGUGAUUUAAGACUUAGAUUUUAGUUAUAUAAAACAGUAUGAGCUUUACGUUGGUAGGAAGAGAACCGAUUUCUGUAUGCCAAAAACUAUUUUAUCUUUUAAUAUUUAAUGCAUUUACACAAUAUAAAGUUUUCUUAUUAUUUCGGUAGUUUUAUUUACUCCCGUUUCAAAUCUAAAUUAAAGCUAGAAUUACUCGUUAACUAGACUAUUGAAAAUGUUUCAAGAGCGGUCGAUGGAAUCAUUUGGGUUAACGAGGAUGUAUUAUUGCAGUAUUAACGGAAUUUGUAUAAUAAAACGCAAGUAGGAAUUAAACAAUCUUCUUUGGUAUCUCUGAUCUUUUAUUAUCGCUGCGAAUAACGUCACUUUUGAGUACUCAUUUGAUCUCUGGGCUUGGUCUAAGUGAGCGAAUGAUUAAUUGUAUAGAGAUAUCAGAAAUUCAAAAGGUCUCUCAGAUCUUUAAACUUUGAUUGAAUUAGGAUUCCAC
This is a messenger RNA of Chilo suppressalis (striped riceborer), 6446 nucleotides long. The record is from the annotation of a GenBank genome assembly. Lineage: Eukaryota; Metazoa; Arthropoda; Insecta; Lepidoptera; Crambidae.